AAAGUUGAUUCCUUUGGCACCGAAAGUGAUGGGAAAACCCUGGAAACGAUUGUAACACCUAAUGAUACCCAUGCAGUUGUUGCCGUCUGCCUCAAGAUAAUGAAGCAGGCGAAACAGCUCAUGGUUCGUUAUGUCCCGGACAUUGCUGAGAUACCUUUUAACCAAGGUCUCAGCUUUGUCCCCACAUGGAAGUCUGUACCUAGCGCAGCCAGUAAUCGUAAGAUGCUGGCAGAACUACUUCGGACGAAAGGAAUUCGGAAUAAGAAAUUCCUCCGAACGUCGUUAUUCACGUCAUUUUACGACGAGAUGAGAUGCUCAAUAAAGAUACGCUUUGGGUUCUUCUACUUGGCGAGGUAUUCGGAAGACGAAAGGAAUCUUGGGGAAGGGGUUGCAUUGGCGUCUGGGCGAUGGUCGUCGAAUGUUGCAGAUGCUAUUCUGCCGAAUGGGGCUUUGGACUUUCAUACUUUUUCUCCCACCGGAGAAACUUAUGAGGUGGUGACAAGGGAGGAGUUGGAGAAUGAAGGUCCAAAUCUUGCAUGGGUAUGGAAGCUGCGAUGCCCCCGAAAGGGUGCGCUUCUUCUUAUGGAAUUUGGUGCA
This is a messenger RNA of Striga asiatica, 597 nucleotides long. Lineage: Eukaryota; Viridiplantae; Streptophyta; Magnoliopsida; Lamiales; Orobanchaceae. The record is from the annotation of a GenBank genome assembly.